This is a messenger RNA of Daktulosphaira vitifoliae (grape phylloxera), 813 nucleotides long. RefSeq names its product venom serine protease Bi-VSP-like. Gene Ontology annotation, molecular function: serine-type endopeptidase activity. NCBI's taxonomy places the organism in Eukaryota, Metazoa, Arthropoda, Insecta, Hemiptera, Phylloxeridae. The record is from RefSeq and is a predicted model, not a curated record. The transcript is spliced from 4 exons. The annotation marks the transcript as partial. Gene Ontology annotation, biological process: proteolysis.
UUGAGUUUAUUCUAGGAAAUAAAGAUUGUUUUUCAAUAAAUGGAGAAAUUAACGAUUGUAUAAACAUGAAAAAUUGUUCUUCAGCUCAAAUUUUUUUAGAAAACUCCAAGUCAAUUGAUAAUUAUAUUUGUGGAUAUGAAGGAAUCAGCCCUAAAGUUUGUUGUGCAGUGAGUAAUUUAAAUAAAAGAAGUUUUUAUUUAACUAGUGAAGAAGAUUAUGAAGAUGAUUCUUCUACCAGAGAAACUUCGAGUUCUAGAAUAACAUCUACAACAGAAUCUUUGCCAAGUACAUUAUCAUCAAAAUUGCCUCUUCAAAGUGUUUGUGGUAAAACAAACGCUGUUCGUGAUAGAAUAAUUGGAGGAGAGUCUCCUAAGCUUGCUGAUUGGCCUUGGAUAGCUGCAUUAGGCUAUCGUAAUACGUAUGAACCAAAUAAUCCAAUACAAUGGAAAUGCGGUGGCACUUUAAUAGCAGAUAGUUAUGUACUUACAACUGGAUAUUGCACAUUGGGAAACAAUCAAGCAAAACUAUCAAUUGUUCGUUUGGGUGAAUUAAAUCUGGAUCCUAAAAUUCAAGAUAACGCUUCACCACAAGAUUAUAUAAUAGCUAAAAUUAUAGUACAUGAACAAUAUAACAGUCAAAAAUUUUUGAAUGAUAUUUCCUUGCUCAAAUUGAAAAACCCGGUUCGUUUUAACCACUAUAUUCAACCAAUUUGUCUGCCUUGGACACAAAAAUUACGUAUGAAAUCAUUUGUAAAAUUUGUACCUACUAUUGCCGGUUGGGGAUCACAAAGUCCAAGUAAAUAUUCCUUAAAAA